CUCUCUCGUGGGAUACAGACCGCUAUUCUCAGACCUCCAGAGCCAGUGUCGAACAACUGUGGCCUUAUAAAAAGGACCGUGAAAGCAGCGCUACACAUUUAAUGGAGAAGCACUGAAUGAACUGCUCGCACAUUUGGAUGUAGAUUCCUGCCUGGGGGAAUUACUUGCACUGUGAGGCGACUGCAGACAGGCUUUCUCAGUUUCUCAAAGUGGCAUGUUAUGGCUGUCUAGAGUAAUACGUCAGCCACACACAGACGACAACAUGAAGGUGACAACCCUGCUCAUCAUUUGCUCCUGUCUGAUCUUAGGGAGUCUGGGGAAGCCACAAUUCCCUGAGAAAGAGAAGGAUCCGAAGUAUUGGAAUGCGGGGGCUCAGCAGACCCUAAGGACAGCUCUGACUCUGCAAACUCUCAAUACAAACAAAGCAAAAAAUCUCAUCCUCUUCCUCGGAGAUGGCAUGGGCAUUCCCACGGUGACAGCUGCUCGGAUUUUGAAGGGUCAGCUGAACGGACAGAGUGGAGAAGAGACGCAGCUGGAGAUGGACAAAUUCCCUUUUGUAUCUUUGGCCAAGACCUACAACACUAAUGCACAGGUGCCAGACAGCGCAGGCACAGCUACAGCUUACCUCUGUGGAGUCAAGGCCAACGAAGGUACGGUGGGCGUGAGUGCAGCUGCUGUCCGAUCCCAGUGUAACACCACAGAAGGAAACGAGGUCACCUCCAUCCUCAGAUGGGCUAAGGAUGCAGGCAAGUCAGUGGGAAUAGUGACGACAACCCGUGUCAACCAUGCGACUCCCAGUGCUUCUUACGCCCACAGUGUGGACAGAGACUGGUACUCUGACAAUGAGAUGCCAGCUGAAGCCCUGCAGGCCGGCUGCAAGGAUAUCGCCAGACAGCUCUUCGAAAACAUUCCCAACAUUGAUGUGAUUAUGGGUGGAGGGAGGAAGUACAUGUUCCCCAAAAACACAUCGGAUGUUGAGUACCCUAGUGUGGCGAAGCACAGCGGCACACGGAAAGACGAAAGAAACCUGGUGCAGGAGUGGAUUGACAGAAUGAAGGAUAAAAAAGGCCAUUAUGUAUGGAACAAGAAGCAGCUCUUAUCACUGAACCCUAACAAUGUGGAUUACUUAUUGGGUCUCUUUGAACCUGGGGAUCUGACGUAUGACUUGGAGAGGAACACCGAAACUGAUCCUUCAUUGACGGAAAUGGUUGAAGUGGCCAUCAAGAUCCUGAGGAAGAACCCCAGUGGAUUUUACCUGCUUGUAGAAGGGGGACGUAUUGACCAUGGACACCAUGAGGGCAAGGCCAAGCAAGCUCUGUACGAAGCUGUGGAAAUGGACCGGGCCAUAGGCCGGGCAGAUCUCAUGACAAGCAUCCACGAUACAAUGACCAUAGUUACUGCUGACCAUUCUCACAUGUUCAACUUUGGAGGCUACACAGCCAGAGGAAACACAAUAUUUGGUCUGGCCCCCAUGUUGAGUGAUGUUGAUCAAAAGCCCUUCACCUCCAUUUUGUAUGGGAACGGACCAGGGUAUAAACUUGUCAAUGGUGUGAGGGAGAAUGUGUCCACUAUUGACUACGAGGAAAACAACUACCAGGCCCAGGCGGCCGUACCUCUGAGCAUGGAGACUCAUGGAGGAGAGGAUGUUGCUGUAUUUGCUAAAGGUCCCCUGGCUCACCUGCUUCAUGGGGUCCAUGAGCAGAACUACAUCCCCCAUGUAAUGGCAUAUGCAGCCUGCAUCGGCCAGAACAGGGAACACUGUAUGUCGCGCUCAGGGACUGCUGAUUUACGCCCCGUCCUCUCUGGCAUCGUAGCCCUUCUCACAGUCACCCGACUUCUCUGCUGACCUAUCCCUGACAAUUGUAAUUCUGUUAAUACCCUUAUUUUAACCAGUUGUGCAGUACAUUUUAAGAUUUAAGUUUUUUAUCAUUUUUAAACAUUUUCUAGUUUCAUCGUACACUAUUUUGAUCAUGGGACCACUAUUAAGGCACUCUCUUGUUAUGAUAAUUAAAAUAAGGAUAUCAGUAUUGGUCUAUUCAGGCAACUAUGUAAAACAUUACAAAAUACUCAAUUAACCCUGAUGCACAAAAUGAAAACUGGUGUUGCAGAGAUUUCCACAAAAACAGAGAUCUCAGUUGUGAUUUGUCUACUGAAUACAGUCUAUUAAGGAUUUUAGGAACUGUUAAACUCCUUUGUUUAAUGUAACCCCUUUAGGCUUGAACUGAUUGAUUGAUUGGCUUUUCAAAUGUUUGAAUAUGUUUCAUAUUUUAAAUGUGCAGUUAACAGAAUCUACCUCAUAUGUUUUCAAAAGAUCUCUCAUGUAAUUACGGUGUUUACAACACAUUUUGAAGGACAAAUUUUACGCCGAAACCAGAGGCAGUUGAAUGUAUAAUUGACAAAAGAGUAAAAGAGAGGAUGGAUUUCUUGCCAUACACCUUGUGCACACUUGCAAAAAGCACUGAAAAAGCCCACCUACCAUUGUUGUGUCCAGUAUCAGAAGUUGUAAAAUCUUUUAACCAAUAAAGAAAAUUUAUUUGUUUUCUGAUAA
Molecule: messenger RNA, 2548 nt
Organism: Lates calcarifer (barramundi perch)
Lineage: Eukaryota; Metazoa; Chordata; Actinopteri; Centropomidae
Gene: alpl
Product: alkaline phosphatase, biomineralization associated
Exons: 12
Coding region: 215-1846 (543 amino acids)
Biological process (GO): dephosphorylation
Cellular component (GO): plasma membrane
Molecular function (GO): alkaline phosphatase activity
Source: RefSeq, a predicted model, not a curated record